AUGAUGGAGACAACGAGCCACCGACCCUGGGAGUCGCAUCCCCCUCCCAGCCUUCCUCAGACACUGCCGUCAAUAGCUUCUUUGACCUCAAAGCUCCCUGUCCAGCCUCUGGACAGAGCGCCGUCAGAUCUAUCGAUCCAUCCGCCCCAAAGAGAUUCGGGAAGUUGGAUGACUCCCGGUACCCUAUCGGGAUCUUCGACGAACUCGAUGCCCUACCUAAACUCUGCCCACUCCCCAACCGGCACCGGAACGUCGCCUUUCACUCCUGACAACCCCUCUGCACCUCCAGCACCGUUCAACGGUGGCUUGCACCCGCACACUAACGGACUUCCAGCGCCAACGUCAGACCCAAACUCCAAUCCAAACAGAGGUAGCGGCGACUUUGACGACUCGCGGAGGAGCAGUGUUGCUUCAAACAGCAUUCACACAGGCAUGAAUAACCUUGGGCUCGGUCCCACAUCUCCUUACACAAGCACCAAUGCAUCUCAAACGUCUCUUGUGUCUGGCCUUCAAAGAGAGCGAGGUAUCCAGACGAAUGGGUAUGCGGGAGGAGGCGGCCGAUAUUCGACCAUGAGCGGUCCAAUCUCAUCGUUCGGUUCGAAUCGCGGUGGAAGAGGUGGUUUUGCUGCAGGACGAGUGGCACCCCCGAUUCUCGAGAACCCUAAGCAAGAAGUCUACAGUGCGGAAGCUCCCACUCGAGGCCAGGCAUAUGCAUUUCCCGAUCCAGACGCGCCUCGGCCGCCAGGCAGACCUCCUUCCACGUAUUCGCGCAGGAACAGCUUCGCAGAUUCAUUCUCUAGCAGUAUUUUGACAAUGGAAUCCAGCAGAUUACCAUUGGGGCAGCAAGAAUUGCCCGACACUCACCAUCACAGUCUACAACACAAACAGCUAGACAGUCUUCGAGGCGAUCCCGACUCUCCCAACGGCACCACACCCUACAGUCGCACACCGGAACUGCGAGUCACUCACAAGCUGGCCGAGCGCAAGAGACGAAGUGAAAUGAAGGACUGUUUUGAACAGUUGAGAAGCCGAUUACCGGCCAGUCAAAAUAAUAAAUCAAGCAAGUGGGAAACGUUGUCGCGGGCCAUUGACUAUAUUUCUCAGCUUGAAAAUCAGAACAAGCAAGCACGAGCCGAGUUUGAAAGCCAGCGGAUGAAGAUGGCUGAACUUGAAGCCAAGAUGCACGAAAUGAGUCGACAAAUGCAGGGAAUACAGCAGCCUCAGGGCUCCUUUCCACCUCCACCGACUGUGAUGCCACAGAGCCCCCUCGGAUACGGCUCCCACUUUAACAACCAUAUUGAUGGCUCCAACGAGCCAGCACGGACACUUCCGCCCAUAAUGAACAGCACCUCGAUGCAAGGUAUACAAUAUGAUGACCGGCGGUAG
Molecule: messenger RNA, 1386 nt
Organism: Fonsecaea multimorphosa CBS 102226
Lineage: Eukaryota; Fungi; Ascomycota; Eurotiomycetes; Chaetothyriales; Herpotrichiellaceae
Exons: 4
Coding region: 1-1386 (461 amino acids)
Biological process (GO): positive regulation of transcription by RNA polymerase II
Cellular component (GO): RNA polymerase II transcription regulator complex
Molecular function (GO): DNA-binding transcription factor activity; protein dimerization activity
Source: RefSeq, a predicted model, not a curated record